Molecule: messenger RNA, 600 nt
Organism: Mucor mucedo
Lineage: Eukaryota; Fungi; Mucoromycota; Mucoromycetes; Mucorales; Mucoraceae
Exons: 1
Coding region: 74-577 (167 amino acids)
Biological process (GO): tRNA processing
Cellular component (GO): nucleolar ribonuclease P complex
Source: RefSeq, a predicted model, not a curated record
UCUCUAUUUCUCUCUCUCUUUAAGCCACUUUCUGAAACUUUUUUUUUUUUUUUUUUGGUUCAUUCUUGUCAAAAUGCAAACAGCUCAACAAACGAAUCGACUUGAUUUCUUAUUUGCAGCAGGGUUUGAGAUGGUGUCAAGGGUACCUGCACUCAGUCGUUACUACAUGAGCGAAUUCCAACACUCAUUAACCGAAUUUGAAUUAACCACACCGAAAACGGUGGCUAGACUUGCCUGUCCUAGUUGUGGACAAAUUCGAAUCCCGGGACUUUCAACGCACGUCGCAGUUGUUGAGAGACAAAAACGAAAGAAGGGUAAACGACCGGGGAAUCGGAUCAAGACGACCUGUGCUCGUUGUUGUCACACAAGUUUCUACCAUGGUUCAUACAAGCACAAGCUACCCACUGCCGCUACCGCUACCGCUACCGCUGCUGCUGUGCCUAUGACACCUGUCGUGAUUGAAAAGAAGAAGAAGAACAAAGGGAAAAAGAAUAGUUUGAAAGCCAUGUUGAAUAAAUCCACACAACAACAAAAGGAAAGUACAGGGAAUUUAUCUGAUUUUCUGUCCUUUUUAUAAAAAAAAAUUAAUUUUUUUCUUCU